CGGUGUUUUACUCAACCAACGCAGCAACUACGUGAUGUUAUCAAAGGCCAAAAAGGCUAGAGAGUUAUUACGGAGAUAUAGGAUUAGGCACACAUUGUGUUCAUGCUGCGGUCUACGUUUAAACCUGGUGUGUUCAGUUAGACGUGUGGAUGGAUAUUACUUUACUUAUUCUGUUGUGUGUUCCAAAUAGAGAGCGACCACAACCUGCUCUCGAUAGUUACAAGUAUAAGCCAGUGUCUCACUCGAUAUGUACAUAUUGAACAGCCGAGAAUGACUGUUAUAGAAGAGAUAAAGAGGAUGUGACUUAUAGGAGAAGUCAGUGACUAGUUGUAGACCAAUCGACAUCAACACCGGAAGAAGACAAACAAAAAAACUUUCACCAAUCUUGAACAAUGGAGCUUUGAAAUCUCAACAGCUAGACUUUUUUUUAACCAGAGCUGGGCAUUAUCGGAUUGGGACAAACCAGUUCAUGUGUUAAAAACUAUUAGAUUAAACAAGACUAGGGUGUUUUGGUGUUGUUGUUUUCUCUCUUUCUUCUAAACAUAAUUUCUUGAGCUCACAGAGUUCAUGUCUGCUGGCUUGUUCUCUGAAGUUGAUUACUUAAUUGAAUGAACUCAUGUCUGCGUUGAGUUUGUUGGUUGUAGCGUAAUACUCAAGCCAGUCUAGCAGAGUCAAACUUAUGACGAUUGCAAGAAUUAUCAGCUUAUUCGCUCGCAUCAACAAAGCUAAGAUUUCUAGUGCCCUUGUCGCAAGGAGAGGGACGUUUAUGGAAGCUUUAAGGGCAGCCGUUUGCUUGUUCGCUCCAAUAAGACGAUUCUAAGAGCUUCUCCCAGACAUGAUGCAACUGUCAAAAUUUUUAGCCAAGUUUAAAUCGUCUCCGACCACUCCCGAGGCUGCCUUCCGCCAAACGGUGGAGUCGGCCAUGAGAAAGCAUCACGCAGGGGAAGAUCUCAGUGGAAUAAACAAUAACGAAUCUGAAUCUGAGGAUCUGCAGAUAUCCCGAGAAUCACGCGCCAUUCAGCCUAAAACAUCGUCCAUGUCAACAACGUCACGUUCGAGCAUGCGCAGUGAACAGUUUACAGACGACACCAGCAGCAUUAGCGCCAAGAGCGACGCCAGUGUGGAUAGUCUCAUAUUUGAUCCCAAUUUCGGUGCUAUCCGUCCGGACCUCUAUCCCAGGAAGGAUAUAGUCUUACAGCAGUCAUCUUUAGACGGAGGUCAAGGUCGAUUACAUACGCGGCUGAAAUACGACUUCCGGACUUGUGAUUUUGUGGUGCAUUUGAUUGAAGCUCAAGAUCUACCGCCUGCAGAUCCAGUGACAGGUACUUUCAGUGAUCCUUAUAUCCGGAUAUCUCUCGUACCUUGUGUGGAUGAAAGGGUCAGACAGUCCUCCGUAAAAAGGCGGACACUAAAUCCUUACUUCAAUGAAUAUUUUAAGUUUCCUUUAGAUUUUGAUGACCUGAAGGAAAAAACUCUGGUAUUUCAUUUGUUUGAUUAUGACAAAUUUUCCCGCCACACAUCUCUAGGGGAAGUGGAGAUCAGCAUGGCCAAUGUUGACGUUAGCAACAGUGUGGAAAUGUGGUGUGAUGUUCAGAAGCAGCAUAAAGUAGCAGGUGAAAGUGGUGAAAUUCUUAUAUCUCUGAGUUACCUCCCCACUGCUGAAAGACUGACUGUGGUUAUAAUGAAGGCCAAGGAGCUGAAGCUUUCCACUGCAGCGCCAUCUGCUGAUCCUUUUGUUAGAGUUUCACUGAUGGUGGAUGGGAAAAAAGUGAAGAGGAAGAAGACUUCAGUCCGCAGGGGUUCUGUCAAUCCAGUGUGGAAUGAAGCUCUUGCGUUCAAUGUACCUGCAGAGGUUCUACCCAAGGUCAGUCUUGAGGUCAGCGUCCUUGACCAUGACCUUAUUGGCCAUGGAGAAAUGCUAGGCAGAUGCUUGCUUGGAGGCACAGAUAAGCCUGGAGAGGAACAGGGUCACUGGAAGGACAUGCUGACCAAUCAGAGAAAGUCUGUAGCAAUGUGGCACAUUCUUCGUAAAUAGACUUACAGGCUGAAUAUUUUUUUUAAAAAAAAGAAUCAGUUGCUUUUCUCAGGACAUUUCCCACAAAACAAAAUUUUUUCCAUUUUUAAUACUCUUAUGGCAUUGAUUAUACAGAUAAAUUAUUAAUUUUUGCAUAUUGCACAAUGGAAAAAAAUGUGUAAGACAAACUUCACACAACUCUGUAAAAGAAAAUAUUUGCAAUUUUGGGGGCAGUGAAAUGAAACUAGGAAAUAGAAAAAAAAAGAAACACUGUAAGCCAAUGGAUAAUUGUUUCAUAAUAAAUGCAGACUGUGUUUUGUUUUAUAAAGUUAAAUGAAUAUUUUUUUCUAAAAGAUGAACAUUUUAAAUAUUGAAGUUAAUAUCAAAGCAUGAUACCCAAUUUAAAAUAUUUUAUAAUUUAUACAGUAUUAUAAUGUAAACAAUAACAUUUUAUUUAAAAUAUCAUUACCAAGAGCAUUUGAUUUCAUUCUUAUACAACAUACCUAAUACUUACAGUGACAACAUUUAUAACAGACAACAUCUUCUCUAUGAUCCUGUACAUUCAUUGUUGAAGUGUUUGUUGAAUUUGAUGUUGUUAUUUGUUUGUUUUGGUUACAAUAACUUGUUUGUGUCAUUAAAAUUCACAGUGGUCAUGCCCUAUAAUACAUUAUACAAUUUUCAUUUUUAAGCUGGGGCUCACUACCAUAUUAUACAGUGCAACACGAUUAUGUAUGGGGCGUGGUAGCUGAGCAGUUAAGCACUUGGCUUCCGAACCUGGGGGUCCUGGGUUCGAAACUUGCUGGAGACUGGGAUUGUGAAUUUUGGGAUUUUCAGGGUGCCCCUGAGUCCACCCAGCUCUAAUGACUUUAGUUGUGGAAAGUAAAAGGCGGUUGGUCGUUGUGCUGGCCACAUGACACCUUGCUGGUUAACCGUUGGCCAAAAAAAGACAUUAACAUCAUCUGCCCUAUAGAUUGAAAGGACUGAAAGGGUAACUUUAUUUUUUUUUACCCCAUUGUGUGAAAGGCUCUUGACCAAUUUGUUUGUACUCUCAUCUGUUAUAAGUAACCACACAGAUUGUGAUCCAAGCAUUCAAUUACAAUUCUAUAGAAAAAGUUUUAUAUCUUAAAAGUAAGUUGAAUUUACUUUAGCUCAAUGAGAGCAAUGCUUUCUUCCAUUAAAUAGAUCUAUAGUAAUUUCAUGACUUAUUUCUGUUUGAUAGCUAGUUCUUAGGCUUAAGGUGUGAAGUGGCUGAGGUAUAAAGUGCUUGGCUGCUGUAUCUAAGGGACUAGAGUUUAAAUUCUGGUGAAGACUGAGAUUUUGAACUUUUUGGAUUUUAAGGGCCUCUCCAAGUUUCCCCACCUCUAAAAGGUACAUAGCCUAUAUUGGGGAAAUAAAGGCAGUUUGCCAUUGAGCUGGCCACAUGACACCUGUGUCAACCAUUGGCCAUGAAACAGAUGAGUUUUACCUCAUCAGCCUUCAUAGCUUGUACUGCAUAUAGGGUGUACCCUACCUAUUAUACUUAUUUAUUGUUAUUUCAGCAACAAUCAAUUUUUUGUUUGGGUGUGGGGGAAUAUGUAUAAAUAAAAAAAAUAUUCUAAAAUUAAUUAUCACUUUUUAAGUUAUUAUUUUUUUUAAUAUUAGUUAUGAUUAUAAUAUUUUCCAAGCCUAUAAAGAACUUUUUAUGAUUUAAUGUAAAUAAUAUGGAUGUCAUAUGAUUUGUAUCUUAACUACAACACAGACAAAUGUUUGUUAUCUUUGUUCUAUACAUUUGACUAAAACACCACUUUGAAGACUCCAUAUGAAUUGUUUUGUAAUUAGCUCAAAUUUUUAUUCUAAAAAAUGUAUUAUCAUCAAUAUUACUUUUCAAUAAUUAAUUUCUGUAAACAUUUGCCAUUGAUAAAACAAAAUAACUAUCGUAGAACAUUUGUGGACCAGGUGAUAAGGCAAGGGAAGCAAUCAUUGAAGUUAAAAAGAUCACAGAAAUCUUUGAGCUACUUCCUCUUCUUCAAUAAUACUUUGUGAUCUCCCCUUAGCACUAUUUCUGCUUCAUCGUAAAGGUUAACCGUGCAAUGGUAGAUUUAGAUGAUACAAGAAGAAGAGAAUUGGGGUUUACAAAUUGAAACUAAUCUCUCUUGUAUCCUCUCAUGGUUUGUAGAUUGAAAGGCUGUAGGCUGGAGAUAUAAAAGUUGGCAGACCAGGUAACAAGGAUGUGUAAAAUUGCAUGACCAGAUAUAUCUGCUUCAUCAUAAAGGUUAACCGUGCAAUGGUAGAUUUAGAUGAUACAAGAAGAAGAGAAUUGGGGUUUACAAAUUGAAACUAAUCUCUCUUGUAUCCUCUCAUGGUUUGUAGAUUGAAAGGCUGUAGGCUGGAGAUAUAAAAGUUGGCAGACCAGGUAACAAGGAUGUGUAAAAUUGCAUGACCAGAUAAGGCCUGUUGGCUCACAGAGCCUCGUAAUUUCAGUAAAGAGAUAUUGUCUUAAACCCAAAGUGCUUAGUGUUUCACUAUUAGUUAAAAGUGCUUAGUGUUUCCCUAUUGGACCAAAGUACUUAGUGUUUCACUAUUCGCCAAAAGUGCUUAGUGUUUCACUAUUAGCAUGUUUUUUAAAUUUUCUUUUAGAAUGGUGGGAGUGGUCUUUGACUGAAAUUACUGAGGCCUCCCUACAGAGAGGGUACAGUCACAUGAUGUACUUAGCUCAUAGCAUUCUGGUCUGAAGCGAAACCAAGGAUAAUUCUCCAACUGCAUCCUUCAUUUGCAUAAUUGUAUGCACUCUUCCAGACGUAACUUUUACAGUUCUAAACCAUAUUUGUAUUUUAUAAACUAUACUCAACUCAGUGCUGCUCUUCUGGAGGAAAUAUCUAGCUGAAAGUUAUGAAACCCUUGGGGGCUCUUUUAGUUCAUAAUUAUAAGGCUCAUUUGCACAGGGCCCCCAUUUCAAAUUCUUCUGAUAGAGUGGCACUUAAAAAUACUAUAGUGUGGUCAUUGAGUGAUGUCGCCAUCUGUCAUGCUUGUGGACUCUUCUAUUUCAUCUUUCAUGGUCAUCUUUGUUUUUAAGAGUAAGCAUUUGGUUAUUAAUUACAUGUCUUUACGUAAUGGCCAACGCAUAUCUGAAUAUACCGUGGGAGGUCAGAUAGCAAAUGUUAAAAGUAUUGCCACCAAAGUAUGUCACAUAACCAAUGUGACAGGUAUUUAAAAGACAAGGCCAUGACUUGAAUAUGAAUUUAUUUUUUAAAACUACAUUUGUAGUUUUGUAUAUCAGUGGCAGUAUUUCAUAAUCACAUGUUUGUGUGCAAUAAGUUAAAGUUGUAUUUGAAAGUGUUGUCAUGUUGUCUCCCUUUUCUUUCAUUAUAACCAUGGACUGUGUGCUUUUUAACUCUGUGAUAACCAAUUUGUUCAUUGUACAAUGAGUCUGCAUUGCAAAGUCAGUUUCUGUCUCAUUUUGAAGUCAUUCCAUGAGACAAACCCUGUACAGUCAAUACGUUUCCCUUAUUGGUGAUAUUCGUCAGUUAUUGUUGUGUUGUAUUUUACUUUGCCAACAAGUGUUUGAAAUUGAUGUAAAUUGUUGUAUAUAAAUUUAUAUAUAUAUUGAAUGAAAUUAAAUAUUAUUUUGUUACAAAUUAUUUGAAAUGCAAGCGAGCUGCAGUGUUAUGUUUCGAUUUUUUGUAUUUACUUUUUUUUUAAAUAUCAUGAAAUUUUAUUUUGAGAAAAUUGUCUUUAGAAAAAUAUUUAUAUUAGUGUUUAUAUUUUUUAUUCUAUUACAUAUACUAAAAUUUACUUAUAGUAUCCAGGGCUAUGGUAUAAUGUUUGAAUUUAUUAUGGUAGGCUAAAUUAGCUCUAAAAUAGUAUGCAUGUAAUUAAAAAUAGCUCUCUUUUUUUUUAGAGAAGAACAUUUGUAAAGAAGAAAAAGAUACACACUUGGAUAAAGAGCCGGAUUUAGAUUUGAUAAGGCCCUGAGCUAUAUGAUAUGUGGGGCCCCUUGUAAUCAACAUAACAUUAUUCUUUCUUCAAAAUAAUUGAAAAUAUCUCUGGAGCUAUUUUCGAGGGAGGGGGCCUAAGCUAAAGCGUAUGUGGCCUAUAUGUAAAUUCAGCACUGUUUGGAAAUGUAGAGAUGUUAUUUGUUAUUACAUUAUUUAACUAGAGAACAUUACAUUGUAGGCCCUAUCUCUAGUAUUCAUUUAAUUUUAUUAAUAUGUUUUUUUUGUUUCUUGUUAGAUUUAAUUAUAGAGCUACUAUGUAAAUAGAAAACAGUAUUUUAUUUCUGAAGCAAGUCAUAUAUUUGUCUACAAGUUCUUAUCGACAUUCAUAUAUUUCUACAUUUCUAUUUGUCCAUAUAGAUAUCUCGUGUCACGUGGUCGUUAUGUCACGUGGUCGUUAUGUCACGUGUCCUUUGCUGAAAAUAAAGUGCUCUUUAUAAACCAAA
Messenger RNA from Biomphalaria glabrata, 6431 nucleotides. RefSeq names its product synaptotagmin-1-like. The transcript is spliced from 8 exons. Lineage: Eukaryota; Metazoa; Mollusca; Gastropoda; Planorbidae. Gene Ontology annotation, molecular function: syntaxin binding; phosphatidylserine binding; clathrin binding. Gene Ontology annotation, biological process: regulation of calcium ion-dependent exocytosis; regulation of dopamine secretion; cellular response to calcium ion. Gene Ontology annotation, cellular component: membrane. The record is from RefSeq and is a predicted model, not a curated record. Bases 836 to 2035 code for a protein of 399 amino acids.